ACUGAGGAACCAACAACCCCCAAAGAUGAAGACACAACCCCUGAAGCCACAGAGGCACCAACAACACCCAAAGAGGAAGACACAACACCUGAAUCCACAGAGGAACCAACAACACCCAAAGAUGAAGACACGACCCCUGAAGCCACAGAGGAACCAACAACACCCAAAGCUGAGGAGACAACACCUAAAGCCACUGAGGCAGCAACAACACCCAAAGAUGAAGAGACAACCUCUGCAGCCACAGAGGAACCAACAACACCCAAAGCUGAAGACACGACCCCUAAAGCCACAGAGGCACCAACAACUCCCAAAGAUGAAGCGACAUCCCCUGAAGCCACAGAAGCACCAACAACACCCAAAGAUGAAGACACGACCCCUGAAGCCACAGAGGAACCAACAACACCCAAAGCUGAAGAGACAACACCUGAAGCCACAGAGGCACCAGCAACACCCAAAGAUGAAAAGACAACACCUGAAGCCACAGAGGUGCCAACAACACCCAGUGCUGAAGAGACAACCCCUGAAGCCACAGAG
Messenger RNA from Phasianus colchicus (ring-necked pheasant), 534 nucleotides. The record is from RefSeq and is a predicted model, not a curated record. Lineage: Eukaryota; Metazoa; Chordata; Aves; Galliformes; Phasianidae.